This is a messenger RNA of Prunus armeniaca (apricot), 567 nucleotides long. NCBI's taxonomy places the organism in Eukaryota, Viridiplantae, Streptophyta, Magnoliopsida, Rosales, Rosaceae. The record is from the annotation of a GenBank genome assembly.
AUGCUGAUUCCCCUUGAGGUGAGAGUUGGUUGCAUGGAUGACUUUGGGCGUGACUUGGAAUUGUAUUUGAAUUCGGUGAAUAAAUGGAUAUCUACAUUGAUUGCAAGUGCUACAGUGAAAAUGAUGAAGCAGAAAGAUGAGAGCCUAACAGAAGGUGCAUACAUACUAACACUCCCAGUCAUGUCGAGGAUUGAAAUUGCUUGUAUCCUGAGACACAAAAUAAAAUCAGAUAAGGAGGACAGGAGAACUGUUGACAUAUAUCCGCACUUUGAAGAUGCAUGGGUGGGAGCUUCUGCCAUCAUAUCUAUCAAGCGGUUGAGCAGGUUUCUAUCUUGCUCUCAGCCCAAAUCAAAACUGGAAACAACAGCUGGUUCAUCUUCACCAUAUUUCUCAAAUGACAAAUCUGAAAUUUUCCAUGAAGAUAGGCUGUUGUAUUCGAUGAUUCAUGUUGUGCUUGGUCAAGCAGCGAUGAAAAGACUUGGAUUUGGUGCUGAAACAUGUAACUCUAGGCAUUCCAAAGGGUUCCUUCGUUACAGUGAUUGGAGAGGUCAGUUAUGUGAAGAUUAA